Molecule: messenger RNA, 3026 nt
Organism: Heterocephalus glaber (naked mole-rat)
Lineage: Eukaryota; Metazoa; Chordata; Mammalia; Rodentia; Bathyergidae
Gene: Bco1
Product: beta-carotene oxygenase 1
Biological process (GO): carotene catabolic process; retinal metabolic process
Molecular function (GO): carotenoid dioxygenase activity; beta-carotene 15,15'-dioxygenase activity
Source: RefSeq, a predicted model, not a curated record
GACAGGCCAGGAAAUUGAACUGAAGUUGCUUUUUACCAUUCUCCUGGAGAAGAGUCUGGUUCCGUCUUUACUUUUUAAAUGGGUGCAUGACACAUUUUUGUUGCCUUCUUCCAAAAAGAAGAUAUUGAACUAAAUUGCUCUUUCCAGGUGAUUUUUAGGAGGGAAAAUCAAGGCCCACUGGUAAAAGCAAAUCCAAGGAAAACCUUCUCCAUCUGUGGGGCAGCCUCACUCCGAAUGCACCAGUGUGACUCAGCUCCCCUACUUUGUGGCUGCUUCCCUCGUCCUGAGGGUUUCUCUGAUUAUCAGCACCUCUAGCUCUCAGCUAACUAAGCACGACAGGCCCAGUUCUCUCCAACGCUUGAAAAUGAGCUUUCCUUGGUUAAGCCAAAAGUGAAAGUGGAGAGAAUGGAGGGUAGCUAAGGGGAUUAAAGAUUAGCCAGGACACGUGCUUCGGAAAUUGCCCUUUGACCGAGCAGCAUAGAGAUAAAUAAGGCCAGGCAGCAGCUGGAGUGGUGGAAAGUGGGUGGACAUGUGAAGGAGGGAGGGCAAGGCGCUCUUCAGAGCGACAGACAAGCCAGUCCUGGAGAGUGUCCGUCACGCCCUGCAGGCCCCAUGGACGUCCUAUUCGGCAGGAACAAGAAAGAGCAGCUGGAGCCUGUGCAGGCCCAAGUGACAGGCAGGAUUCCUCCCUGGCUCCAGGGGACCCUGCUUCGCAAUGGGCCUGGGAUGCACACGGUGGGUGACAGCAGAUACAACCACUGGUUCGAUGGCCUGGCCCUGCUACACAGCUUCACCAUCAGGGACGGUGAGGUCUAUUACAGGAGCAAAUACCUGAAAAGCGACACUUACAACGCCAAUGUCGAGGCAAACAGGAUUGUGGUGUCAGAGUUUGGGACAAUGGCCUAUCCAGACCCCUGCAAAAACAUCUUCUCCAAAGCUUUCUCCUACCUGUCCCACACCAUCCCUGAUUUCACAGACAACUGCCUGAUCAACAUCAUGAGGUGUGGGGAAGACUUCUAUGCGACCACGGAGACCAAUUACAUGAGGAGGAUCAACCCUCAGACACUGGAGACCCUGGAGAAGGUGGAUUAUCGGAAAUAUGUGGCUAUAAAUCUGGCAACAGCACAUCCUCAUUAUGAUGAGGCUGGAAAUGUUCUCAAUAUGGGCACAUCCAUUGUGGACAAGGGGAGGACAAAAUACGUGAUAUUUAAGAUCCCUGCCACAGUGCCAGAGGCCAACAGGAAGGGGAAGAGCCCCCUGAAACACACAGAGGUGUUCUGCUCCAUCCCCUCCCGCUCGCUCCUCUCCCCCAGCUACUACCACAGCUUUGGGGUCACCCAGAACUAUGUGGUGUUUCUGGAGCAGCCCUUCAGGUUGGACAUUCUCAAGAUGGCGACCGCGUACAUGCGAGGAGUGAGCUGGGCAUCCUGCAUGGCUUUCCACAGGGAGGACAAGACUCACAUCCACAUCAUCGACCAGAGGACCAGAAAGCCGGUGCCCACCAGGUUCUACACAGAUGCCAUGGUGGUGUUUCAUCACGUCAACGCCUAUGAGGAAGGCGGCUGCAUUGUGUUUGACGUCAUCACCUACAAGGACAGCAGCCUCUAUGACCUCUUCUACCUGGCCAACCUAAACCAGGACUUCGAGGAGAACUCCAGGCUCACGUCGGUGCCCACCCUCAGGAGGUUCGCUGUGCCGCUCCACGUGGAUGGGAAUGCAGAAGUGGGCACAAAUCUAAUCAAAGUGGCAUCUACAACAGCAACUGCCCUGAAGGAAAGGGAUGACCAGGUGUACUGCCAGCCGGAAUUGCUGUUGGAAGGCUUGGAGCUCCCUCAGAUCAAUUACACUCACAACGGAAAGCCAUAUCGAUACGUCUUCGCUGCUGGAGUUCAGUGGAGUCCAAUCCCAACCCAGAUACUCAAGUAUGACACUCUCACUAAGUCAUCCCUGAGGUGGGGAGAGGAGAGCUGCUGGCCAGCAGAGCCCCUGUUUGUGCCUGCGCCAGGCGCCAAGGACGAGGAUGAUGGAGUUAUCUUAUCAGCCAUUGUCUCUACUGACCCCCAAAAGCUGCCUUUCCUGCUCAUCCUGGAUGCCAAGAGCUUCACAGAGCUGGCACGCGCCUCCCUUGCCGUGGAGAUGCACCUGGACCUCCAUGGGUUGUUCAUCCCCGAUGCAGAUGGGGCUGCAAGGAAUCAGGCCACUUCCGAGACAGAGCAGGCCCCGGCUUCAGGCUGCCAGGGGCCCCACAGGCCUGACGGGGCUGGUGGGCUUGGGCUCCCCUAGCGGGACACUCAGGACUAAGCUUGUCACCUGUCCCCAGGUGGAGGGUCCCCGAUUUCCUUCUUCUCUGUCCUCUGUGUGGGUGCUGUGUAGGAGCAUGGAGACAGCUCAUCCGCACCUCUUUCUCCAUUUCACUGUAGCCAUAGAGCUGAGCAUGGUGGCACAUGACUAUAACCUCACCGCACGAGAGGCUGAGGCAGGAGGAUUGCUACAAGUUGGAGACCAGCCUGGGCUACAUAGUGAGUUCAGUUCCAGCCUUAACUACAUAGCAAGACCCCGUCUCAAAGAACUAAAAUCCAAAACAAAACAAAAUGCCAUAUAAACCUUGUUUGAAAGUCAAAUGUGUAUUGUUUAGUUCUAACACUUCUAAGAGAGCCUUUUUUGUGUGUGCCUGGGAUCAAACUCAGGCCCCUGCGCUUUCGAGGCAGGCGGCGGAACCACUGAGCUAAACCCUAGACCCUACCUUUUUUCUUUAUUAUAAAGACCUUGAUUGUGAAUCAAAGUGUAUUCAAUCACAUUCUUGGAAGAAGUACCACAAUAUGCUGGAGAAAAGAUGACACCUAUUUACCACUGCUCCCUCCCUCUCCCCUCUCUCCUCCUCUCUCGCCCUCCUUUCUGAAGGACCCAGUCUUGGUGCGGAGGUCCAGCUUCCUCAGCCGUGCCCUGUUAGCAAGCUCUGUGGCUGCUUUGCGGCCACUGCAUGCAAGACGUGGCGUAAUAGGAAAGAAUAAAAACUUUACAGUGUG